Messenger RNA from Rhopilema esculentum, 6411 nucleotides. RefSeq names its product ATP-binding cassette sub-family C member 4-like. Gene Ontology annotation, cellular component: membrane. NCBI's taxonomy places the organism in Eukaryota, Metazoa, Cnidaria, Scyphozoa, Rhizostomeae, Rhizostomatidae. Gene Ontology annotation, molecular function: ATP hydrolysis activity; ABC-type transporter activity; ATP binding. The record is from RefSeq and is a predicted model, not a curated record. Gene Ontology annotation, biological process: transmembrane transport.
UGUAAUCUUUUAUGACGAAAUACAGCUGACAAGAACCUCUACCACUGUGCGAACAUAUUUUUGGAAAGAGGACACUUCUGGCCUAAUCAUUCAUGACAUGGCUUUGGUAGAUCUUUUUCCUUUUGAAUGGUUGCUUUAUGCAUCAGAUGUACACACUCUGCAUUUGAUUACAGUUUAGUCAUCCUUGAACAACAUCAAAAGACGUCUAAACAAAGACAAUAUAAAAGCUUUCAUUUGUCAGGGCCUAUUGCAUAACAUAGAAGCACUGAACUGAACAGUAAUUGUGUAUAGCUGACGGGUUGAGGCCGUUUGCCUCAGACAGCUGGUGUGAGCAUAUCUAUCUGCACUAUUCAUGAACUGCUGUGAAACUCGCAAUGAAAUAAGGGUUAAGGAAGCAGCAAUAUAAUUGUAAACGAUGGCAGAACCAAAAAACAAUUAUGGUGAAGAAGAAAAUGGAAAGAAUGAAGAAGCAAGGGAUCGAGAUGGAGAAGUAAAAGAUAUAAAAGUUGAGGAAGAACAAAAAAAUGAAAAUCACUGUGAUGAAGAGGCAGCAGAAAAUAAUGAAAAAAGAAAUGAAGGGUCUUCUGGAAAUAUAAAUCCUGCGUUAUCGACUGAAUAUGAGAAGAUCAGUUUAAAUUCUGACAAAAGGGACGAUGACGAAAAAGACAUGUCUCCAGAAAAGAAAGGCCAUUUGAAUAAGGGUUUUGCAAUGGAUUACUUAACUCCAGAGGGCAAUUCAGUCAAUAACGAGGAUAAAAAUUCCAAUGGAGCAAUGAAGAAAUGGCAGAACAGCCUUGAUAUUUCAGAUAUGCAAGAAAACGAAAAACCAGAAGCUGAAAAAAGUCAUGAAUCGCAAAAGCAGGAUAAGAAAAAAUCCAAACAGUCUCCGUUUAAAAAUGCAUUUUUUAUUUCAAAGUAUGUUACUUUUUGGUGGAUGCAGAGUUUGUUUUCCAUUGGCUACAAAAAGGUGCUAGACGCAGAGGAUUUAUAUGACAUCACACCAAAUGAUAGUUCCAGCGUGCUUUGCGAAAAACUUGAAAGAGAAUGGUACAGAGAAGCUUACGAUGAAAAUGGUAAUAUAAAGGAGAAUGCAUCGAUUAUAAAAGUCAUUUUUCGCGUUUUCGGUUGGAAGUAUAUGUUGCUGGCAAUUCCAUCUUUGCUUGCAGAAGGCUUCAGGCUUGCUCAGCCCGUCUUUCUUGGCAUGGUUACUGAAUACUUCUCAAAACCAAACACAAGCGACAGCAGAAAAAAUGCUUACCUGUACUCCCUUGGCCUAUGCCUGUGUGCACUUGCAACAAGUUUGAACAUGAUACCAUUGAAUUUCACAAGACAAAGAAUUGGAAUGAGAGUAAGAAUUGCAAUGUGUGCAUUGGUCUAUAAAAAGAUUCUACGGUUAAGCAACAAAGCUCUUUCUCAAACUACAACAGGACAUAUUGUUAAUCUCGUUUCAGUUGAUGCUCAGAAGCUUGACUUUGCUGCCCUGUUUUUGCAUUAUCUGUGGAUCAGUCCAAUCAUUAUGGCUGUGUCAGGCUAUUUACUAUGGCAAGAAAUAGGCGUUUCUAGCCUCUCUGGGCUCGGGCUGUUGUUGUUGCUAGCGCCACUGCAAAUGGGAAUGGGAAAAUUGCUCAUGAAUUUCAGGCGGCAAAUAGUAAAAUACACUGAUCGGAGGGUAAAGGUGAUGAAUGAAGUCAUUUCUGGGAUGCGAGUGCUAAAGCUAUACACCUGGGAAGAUCCUUUCACGCAGCUCGUUGAAUCCUUGAGAAAGCAAGAAAUUCGCGAAGUGAGAAAGCUGUCAUUCCUCCGUGCAACAUUCAUGUCUUUUUUCUUCAGUUCAGCAUCACUUGUCAGUUUUAUAACUAUGAUGACCUAUGUCCUAGCUGGAAAUUCAUUAACAGCAAGAAAGGUUUUCACUUGUGUUGCCUUGUUCAAUGGCUCGAGACUGGUCAUGACAUUUUUCCCGAUCGCUGUGACAUUGAUGAAUGAAGGCCGGGUUUCUCUAGAAAGGAUGCAGAAAUUGCUUUUGAUGGAUGAGCUACGAGCUCCCGGUAUGGAGAAAACAAACUUGCGCCCUAGAUCUUUCAACUGUCAAGUUACUAUCGAUCGUCUACAUGCAUCAUGGACAAAGGAGGCAGAGACAUUGAAAGACAUCAGCUUGACGGUGGGACAGGGCGAAUUGGCAGCUAUUGUUGGUCCAGUUGGAUCAGGCAAGUCAUCUCUGUUGAUGGCAAUGCUGGGUGAGUUGGCUGCUACAAGCGGAACUGUGAAUACCUCAGGAAAAAUUGCGUUUGUCUCUCAAGAGGCGUGGAUAUUCAAUGGAACGCUGAAAAACAAUAUAACUUUUGGUCAAGAGCUGAAUGAGAAGAAGUACCGACGCGUUAUUGAAAUCUGCGCUUUGGAAAAGGACAUCGAAAUGCUUCCCCAAGGUGAUAUGUCUUUAGUAGGAGAGAGAGGGGUCUCUUUAAGCGGUGGCCAAAAAGCAAGAGUCAACCUAGCAAGAGCUGUGUAUUUUGACGCCGAUAUUUACAUUCUUGACGAUCCUUUGAGUGCUGUAGAUGCCCACGUGGGACGACAUCUUUUUGACCAGUGCAUCAAUGGCUACCUAUCAAACAAAGUAAGAAUCUUGGUUACACACCAACUGCAGUACAUCUCCGACGCUGAUCAAGUCUUGGUCCUGUCAGAAGGAAAAUGUCUCGGAAAGGGGUCAUUUGACAGCUUGUUAGCGAGUGGCAUCGACUUCAUGAGCCUGCUGCAAGCAAGCGAUGAUCAAGAUUCUGCAGUAGAUACCGACAUCGAUGACGACGGGCGGGCUCGCAGUUUUAGUCGACAAGAAAGCGGUGUCGACGAAACUAGAGGGUCACCAAAUAUCUUGAGGAAGGUUUCAAAUGCUCACAGAAAAAGGACCCCUAGUGCUGUCAGUGAAAGAAGAUCAAGCCCUUCAAUAGUCAGGAGAAGAAAGGAGAGCAUUUUGUCACACAAUGACCCAGACAACUUAGGCUCUGAUCUCAGCGUAGCAAGCAAAGCUGCAAGCGUUAAAGUUUUUGAGGAGAGAAACAUGCCAAAAGAAUUCAAAUUCGAAGGAGCCGUCACAUAUCGCUCUUACCUGAAGCUUUUUCGAGCAGGCUUUGGUUUGAAAAUCUGGAUACUUGUGUUAUUGAUGUUUAUAACAUGUCAAGGAGUAUACAUCGUCGCUGACUGGUGGCUGUCCCGAUGGACAAACGAGGAAGAGAAAAACCCAAGUUACAAACACAGAAAUCGAGAUUUGGGAAUCUACGCUGCACUUGUAAUUUGUCUCGUUGUUCUCGGCAUAAGCCGGGCCUUUCUGUUCUUCCACGUGAUGUUACGUUCAUCAAGAUCUCUGCACGAUCAAAUGUUUAGAGCUACACUUCGGGCCCCACUUCGCUUUUUUGACACCAAUUCCAUAGGCCGUAUCCUGAAUCGAUUCUCAAAAGACACUGGUAUUGUUGAUGACAUGUUUUCGUUUGUUUUUUUCGACUUCAUCCAGACUGUUUUGAUUGUUCUUGGAAUAGUACUUCUCGUUUGUGCCAACAAUCCUGUGGUCUUUGCUUGGGCAACUCCUGUUAUCAUCCUUUUCCUACUUCUGCGGUACUACUACAUCAAAACAGCCCGCGAAGUGAAGAGAAUCGAAGGCCUUAAUCGCAGUCCUUUAUUUGGUAACGUCUCUACAACUCUUCUUGGGCUACCAACUAUACGUGCCUUCAGAGUACAGGAACGAUUUUUUGACUUCCACUUCAAAUACCAGGAUGAGCACACAAAAUCUUGGUUUGCUUUCAUUGGUUCAGCCGCAUGGCUUGCCUGUAGACUCGAGAUUUUGUCUUUACUCUUUAUUUCAUUCGUUUUGUUUAUCUCUGUGGCUCUACGUGAUGAGUUUGGUUUGACUGCUGGUCAGGUUGGUCUUAUACUGGCCUACACUAUCAAUAUCACAGGAGUUUUCCAGCAAUGUGUGCGACAAAGUACGGAGUUUGAGAAUCACAUGACCUCUGUCGAAAGAAUCCUUGAGUAUUGUGAUCUACCACCAGAAGCACCCCCUGAAACUGACACGAAGCCUCCUGCUAAAUGGCCAGACCGAGGCUCUAUUCGAUUUCAAGAUUUGAGCUUCUGUUAUGCUGAUGGCCUCCCUUACGUGCUAAAAGACGUCAAUUGCCAUAUCAAAUCCUCUGAAAAGAUCGGAGUGUGUGGAAGAACUGGAGCAGGAAAAUCGUCUCUUCUUACGACUUUGUUUCCUAGUGAGCCAAGUGGAAAAAUCAUUAUUGAUGGCAUGGAUAUUACGCAAAUGGGUUUGAAAGAUCUCCGAAGUAAAAUUUCUAUCAUUCCACAGGACCCGGUUCUGUUUGGUGGAUCGAUGCGGAAGAAUCUCGACCCGUUCUCUGAACAUUCAGACGCAGAUUUGUGGAAUGCACUUGAAGAGGUCCAACUGAAGGAUGCUGUUGAAGCAUUGCCAGGAAUGCUUGAGAGCCAGAUGGCCGAAUCCGGAAGUAAUUUGAGUGUUGGCCAGCGUCAAUUGGUCUGCCUUGCCCGAGCUGUUAUAAGAAGGAACAAGAUUCUUGUGAUUGAUGAGGCGACUGCUAAUGUCGACCCAGUGACGGAUGCCUUAAUUCAGACGAAGAUAAGGGAGAAAUUCAAGGAUUGCACCGUCCUCACUAUUGCGCAUCGACUGAACACGAUAAUGGAUUCCGAUCGGAUUAUGGUGUUAGAUGCUGGUCGAAUAAAGGAAUUUGAUAAACCUUACAAUCUGCUGAAAUCAAAGAACAAUUUGUUGUACAAACUUGUUGCCCAAACCGGAGGGGUGGAAGCACAAAAGCUUUUUGAAGCGGCACGAAAGUCCCACUUUGAGAAAAAGAGAGAAUCACUUAAAAAGAAGGAAAGCAAUGAUGACAAAUGCGGAGAAGAUGGAUUUGCGCAACCGGUAGAUAUCUCCGUAACAGUUAGCGUAGAGCCAUCACCAAUCAACCAGGGUGACAAUGCAUCAGAGGACUAUACGCUGAAAAUUGCACCAGAAACUGAUGGCCAGGAAAGUACGAGAUUGUGAAUUGUGAUUGCAUUGGUCGGUAUAUCUUUUGGUGUACGCUUCGGUGCUAGAUGCAGAUUACGUUAUGAAGGAACAUUUCAUAGACGUUUAAAGGACAGGGAGUUUUACAGCAAGAAGUGGCAACUCCAAGAAAGACUGGAGCGCCUGCUACAUUUGAUAAAUAUAAGCAGAUGAAACAGUAAUUCUACCUAACUUUUAUGAUAUCUAUUAUGUUUUUAUUAUUACAAUAAUUUCUAGAGAAAUUGAUUGCGCUAUGAUGCACUACUAGAAUGCAAUUAAAUGCUAUGUCUUCAUUAGCUAGGAGGUACCCCAGCAAAAUGCUUAAAAAUCUCAGAGUUGCUAGCAAUGUUUUCGCCAAUAUUUUAAUACCACAAAAAUUCUAAACCUCGAUUAAUUCUUAGAAGUAGCGCCAAAAACAUAAAGAUUUAGACCUUCCAUGAUACCUGUUAGAACUUGAUUCUUUUCAGAAAUUUUUAAGUAAGAAGGAAUUUCAAAAAGGUGCACUAUUUUUUGAGCGAUUCUUGUUUUCCAUUUAUAAACAGUUCCAUCUCCGGAGGUCAGUAAACUUGUCAAUAUAAUACAAAUUGUGUUGAAGGUCAAGCGAUUUGAGUUGACCGACUAUACCUCUCCGCCAUCUUUUUCACAUAUUCGCACACUCGAUCCUAUGCGGACGCUCCGUUGCAAAUGAAUGCCAAUUAAAAGACUCUCGGGGCAUACGUUAGCAGUUUGUCAUUACAUGUUGGUAGUAGUUAAAAAAGGCAAUGGGAAAAUAAGAAGCGUCCGAAUUGAGGACCAUACUGAAAAUUGCAAGUUACAGAAACACUUCUUAAGGGCUCGCAGUAGGCCACGCAGAGUCCGUAUAGGACGGAGGAACAUAAAAUCGUAUCUUAACAAACUUUCAAAAGUUAUAAAUUUUUGUACACAUAAUUAUAGCUAUUUCUAAAACGGACCCUUUGGUAUAUCCAGAAGAAGCCCAUUUGACUUUAUUGGUAUUUCAAUUCAUUUUCAAUCUUGCAUGCUCUGUAGAAAGCAUUAAAUAAACUUCAUAGUUCUAGCAAAUUAUUCAUGCAAUAAUUUCCGGCAAAAUAUUACUCUUUUCAUAAAGCCUUAAUGUGUUUUUUUGUUAGAUAUAUUUGGUAGUGUCAUGUUUUGAAUUAUAGCUGCAGUGAAUAAAAACGCUGAUUUAUUAUUUGAUACACAGAAAACGCAAAGAUUUUUAAAUUUGAAUUUUCCGCUGAAUCGUUAUUAUGUUUUUAAAUGUUCCUAGAAAAUAUUCUCUGAAAAACCUGGUGUUUUGUUUGAUUUUAAUAAAGCUGCCUGUUGAAAUAAAAUAUUUAAUCAUGAUAUUACAAAGCUAUUUCAAA